CUUUACACUCUGCUCACUUAUUUGCUUCCUCUACAGAUCGUCGGGAUGGGGUCUGUUUGGGAGACGGCGCAGGACUAUUACACCUGGGUCCUGGAAAAUGGAGAUAGCCGCACGGACCCCUGGCUCCUGGUUUACUCCCCGGCACCUGUGGUUCUGAUAUUCGCCGCGUACCUCGUGAUUGUGGCCCUCGGACCUCGGUUAAUGGAUGGACGGGAACCCUACACCCUGCGCGCCGUCCUUCUCAUUUAUAAUCUGGCCCUCGUGGGGCUUUCUGCGUAUAUGUUUUACGAGUUCCUGGUGACGUCGGCGCUGGCCGGAUACAGCUACCUGUGCCAACCCGUGGAUUACAGCGGCAGCGAGCUGGGCAUGCGGAUGGCGCGCGUCUGCUGGUGGUUCUUCUUUUCCAAGGUGAUCGAGCUUCUGGACACGGUCUUUUUCAUCAUGAGAAAGAAGUUUAAUCAGAUCUCGUUCCUCCAUGUUUAUCACCAUGCAACCAUGAUCUUCAACUGGUGGGCAGGGGUCAAAUAUGUGGCAGGAGGACAGGCUUUCUUCAUCGGCAUGCUGAACUCUUUUGUUCACACCUUCAUGUAUCUGUAUUACGCGCUCGCCGUGAUGGGGCCAUCAAUGCAAAAAUAUCUUUGGUGGAAACGCUACCUCACGUUGCUUCAGCUGACUCAGUUUGGAGCCAUCGCUCUUCAUUCUGGCUACAACCUCGUGACCGACUGCCCGUUCCCAGAUGGCUUCAAUGCAGCCGUCUUCGCUUACAUCAUCACCCUCAUCAUCCUCUUCUUCAACUUCUACUACCAAACGUACUUGCGCAGAACACAGAAGAAGAAGGAGCUUUGAGGACUCCAAAGCCAA
This is a messenger RNA of Spea bombifrons (plains spadefoot toad), 861 nucleotides long. RefSeq names its product elongation of very long chain fatty acids protein 4-like. Gene Ontology annotation, molecular function: fatty acid elongase activity. The record is from RefSeq and is a predicted model, not a curated record. NCBI's taxonomy places the organism in Eukaryota, Metazoa, Chordata, Amphibia, Anura, Pelobatidae. Bases 46 to 846 code for a protein of 266 amino acids. Gene Ontology annotation, biological process: fatty acid elongation, polyunsaturated fatty acid; sphingolipid biosynthetic process; very long-chain fatty acid biosynthetic process. Gene Ontology annotation, cellular component: endoplasmic reticulum membrane. The transcript is spliced from 7 exons.